GCCGGGCGGCGGCCUGAGGUGGCCGGGGUCGCCAUGAACGCCUCGGUGGUGAAGCGCACGCAGGAGGCCCUGGGGAAGGUGAUCAAGAAGCCGCCGCUGACGGAGAAGCUGCUGAGCAAGCCCCCGUUCCGCUACCUGCACGACAUCAUCACGGAGGUGCGGGCCCAGGCCGGGAGGGCAGGGGAGGCCCCGGGGCUGGGGGGAGGGGUCCCUCUGGGAGCUUCGGUGGAGGGGGGGGGACGCGGCACCGCGGGGCCCUCCCGCGUCGGGGAGCUCCCUCCGCUGUGCAGAUCGCCGCUCACGCCCUCGGCGAGCUCGGGCGGCCCCUGGAGAGGGAAGGGACCCCUGCCCGCGCUGAGCACGCGGCGCCGGCAUCUACUCUUGGCCGCCGAGCUGUCACCCUGCCCAGGUGACCUUGCAGCCUCCGCCGAUGGGCGGCUCACCACCUCCCGCUGCACUAAGCGAAGCGUGGCUUCUGGGAGGGGGGAGGCCAGUGAGUACGAAGCACCUACUAUGGGCAGGCACUGCCUAAGCGCCCGGGACAGGGAAGAGACAGCUCGCUUCUGGGAGGCUGAGAAGGAGGAGGAGGAGAGGCCCGAGGUGAGCGUGGAAGAAGGGGAGCCUGGGCAGAGCCCCGGCUGCGAUGUGCUGGAGUCAGCCAGCCCCGGAAGAGCCCCACACUGGCGGCCAUGCCCCAGCAUCUCAGCAUCCUGGCUCUGCGGCCUUGGGGGAGUCAUAUCAUCAGCGUCUGUGCCCGAGCUGUCAAGCGAUGAUGCUGUGAAAAGAGUUCUUGCUGGAGAGAAGGGGGAUUCAAAGGGAAAAUCUCCACUCACCUUGAAAGCCCAAGAGCUGGAUAAUAAGGACUUUAAGGAAGAAGAACCACGGAUUCAUAAAGAGAAAGAGGAUAGAAGGAACUCUGCAAUCAAAGACAGAAGCACAAGCCGAGAACGCAAACAAAGAGAAGAGUCUAAAGAUGAAGAAAGCAAGCAAAGAGAAAAGGACAGAGACAGAGAACGAGAGAAGAGCAAAGACAAUGACCGGGAGAGGCACAAAGAUCCCGACCGGGACAAAGUGAGAGACGGGGAGAGAGACAGAAAUAAGAACAGAGCCAAGCAGGAACGAGAGAGAGAGAAAAGCAGAGACAAAGACAGAGGCAACAAAGACCGAGAGUUAGAACGAGACAAGGGCAAGGACAGGAAGAAUGAUGGAGUGAAAGAAAAGGAGCGCUUGAAAGAAAGGGACAGAGAGAGAGAAAGAGAUCGAGACAAGGGGAAAGAAAAGGACAGGGAAAAACGGAGAGAGAGGGUGAAAGAUGGGGAGAAUUCAAGGGAACACGAAAAGGAAAAAGUCAAGGAGCAGGAAAAACCAGAGAAAAAGGCUGCAAGCACAGUGGAGAACUUGUCAAAAAAAUUCUCAGAGUCGUCUAUGAAAGAUACCAGAGUGGAAAUGGACAAAGAGCUUGACCUUGCCAAUCGAGUAUCUCGGUCAUUGACAGCGAAAGGAUCAAGAUGGAGAUCCAAAAAUCCAGCAGAAGGAAGAAGGGAGGAUAAUACUGGCUCAGCUAAGACUAUUUCAGACCCACCAAUGGCUGGGCUGGUUAAGGAGCUGGAGCAGCAAACGGCAUCACCCGAGAUAGGAAGAAAGGAAGCUCAUAAUAAUUCAGCUAGUGUUUCAGACGGCAGCCCAGCUAGUGUGUGGCAUGAAAACGCUGAGCCCGAGCCGACAGCCAAGCUCAAAGGUGACUCCACUAGUGAUGCAGAAAGAGAAGUUGGAAUGGUUACUCAGGAGAAGCCGGUGAUAUCAGAAAAUACUGAAAUGCCCAAUGAACUUGCAGCUGGCAUCCCUCAGAGAAGAAUGCCUCGGCCUGGCAGUGCCCGGCCAGCCCCACCUCGAAUCAAGCGACAAGAAAGUGCUGAAGUCUUGGUUCCAGAGAGGUCGGGCAGUGGCAAGAUGGUCUCCAACGUGAUUAUUGACUCUCAGAAUUCGGACGACGAAGAGGACAGCCAGUUUGUGGUGGAGGCCGCCCCCCAGCUCUCCGACAUGCCAGAAAUGGACACGGCCCCCGCAGUCGAAUUAGAAGAAGACGAGAAGCACGGUGGACUCGUAAAAAAAAUCUUAGAGACUAAGAAAGAUUAUGAAAAGCUUCAACAGUCCCCCGAGUCUACAGAGAAGGACAGACCGCUUCUGUCGGAAGCAGCCUGGAAGAAGGAGAAGGAUAUCGUGUCCAAGGAGAUUGAGAAGCUGCGGAUGUCGAUUCAGACGCUGUGUCGGAGCGCCCUCCCCCUGGGCAAGAUCAUGGACUACGUCCAGGAAGACAUGGACACCAUGCAGAAUGAGCUGCAGCUGUGGCACGCGGAGAACAAGCAGCAUGCCGAGGCCCUGCAGAAGGAGCAGAGCAUCACAGACGGCGCAGUGGAGCCACUCAAGGCAGAGCUGGUCGAGCUGGAACAGCUGAUCAAGGACCAGCAGGACAAGAUUUGUGCGGUGAAGGCCAACAUCCUGAGGAAUGAGGAGAAGAUCCAGAAGAUGGUCUAUAGCAUCAAUGUCAGCUCACGACGGUGAAGGCCUGAAGGUGACUUGGAGCCCCACCUAUUUUGAAAUAAAAGGGAAAGGUGUGUGUAUGAUAGAAAGCUGUGUCCUUCAACCUCACAGUUUGCUAAGAAAACCAUGUCAUCAGCCCACCGUGUGACUGAGCUUUUGAUGUGUCGCAAGUGUGACGCCCUGGGCGUUGGGCUGUGAGCAUUUGCUAGUGACAACCAGUCCCGUUUCAACACCCCCGCAAGCUUCCCCUGCUUGCACACAGCUUGGCCAGUUCCUCUGGGGAGUUAUGGAAAGUACACGUUAUUGCUCCAAAUGACUAAGUCAUUCCUUUCUUCUCAUCAUCUGAGACAGGUCCCAAAUUCAAAAAUCGUUUGUGCCCUAUGAGUCUUAGGGGAUCGUUAUAGGUCAAGCACAGAGAAGUCUGAUGCUAGGGUAAAUGAAUAUUUAUAUGAUAGUCACUUUAUAAGUAGAACAAAAAGGCCUUUAAAACACUGAAAGUGAAUUUCUGUUUGUGUCUGCAUGUGAAAAGGGUUAAUAUAAGUGCACAUGUUCUUUUAAAUACUUGUCUGUCUUCAUGCUUCUUACCAAAUUCUAGCUCAGAUAUUCCUCUGUACUAUUUUCCUGUUGGUUCCUUGCAUGUCUUAAAAGUUAAUGAUUUUUUUCAAAUUUCACAUUUUUCUGAGUGUCAUAUUCCUAAUAUGAAAUUGUCUAAGUUCACGCUCUUCUCUCCCACACGUAUGCAUCGCCAUUUGCCAGGCUUGACAGAAAUGCAACUCUUUGUAAGGCAGCCAUCCCCAUCCUCUGAGUUCAGGAAAGGACUCAGUCUUACCUGGCCUGAGUGGUGUUCUGGUGCCUUUGCUUUUCUUUGUAGGAGAAUUGUUUGCAAAAUGCAAAAGAGAGGCUUUGUAAUGACUGCAAAGAGAAGACCAGAGUGGACACAUUUAUUAUUAAGUACUGCUAUGUUACCAUUUUCGGGAAACUUUCUUUUUUAAAAGCCUAUCUUUUUAUAUUAUUUAUAUGAAGUUUUGCAUUUACUUAUGACAUUGGAGAAACUUACAGAAGUCUCUAAGUUACUGGAUAAAGGAUUUCGCUGUAUUUGGAGACACUUUACUGCUUUCAAUUCUGUCUCCUGCUAGUUACAUUUCUGAAUUUCUGACUGCUGAGGUUAUUAUGUAUGUGCACUGAGGACAGCCCUGUUCACCAUUACCAUUGUCUAAUCCACAGCUGACUUCCUUAGGAAUGACUCCGGGUGGCACUGGCAGAUGGGCCGUAUACUAAAGCUGUUACAUGGCAGUGUGGGUGGAAGAGCUCAAGGGAGCUAACCCUUCCCUGGCCUGUUCCCUCCUGCAUGCUCCCCAGGUGUUCACAUCUGCUCAUGGCCUCUUCUGCGCUGGAUGGCAUGACACUAAAAUGACAAUCCCUGUCAUGCUUUGGGACAAGAUAUCUUUUAUGCCUUUUAUGAAUCUGUAAAUAUGACCAGAAUUUCUGUGUAGAAAGAGUGGCAGAUAUACUGUAUGUGCAUAAAAUUUGUACAAAGUAGGGUCUCAAAAAUUGUAUCAUAAAAUUUAUUUUUCUUUUAUAUAUAAUUCAUUAAAAAACAAUCACCUAUUUUUUCUAUGAAGUGUAUGAGUGGUACAGUUCAGUUCACACCUGGAAACAUUAUUUAUAAGCAUUUGAAUUAUCUUUUUGGAAAUUUGUGUGUUUUAUUUUGUUCUUGUAUGAAAAGUUCAGAGAAAUUAUUUUUCACAUUGAUACAACGACAUUUCCCUUCUCUGCAUUCAAUGAAGUUUCCUCUAAGAUGGACAAGCAUUUCUCAGACGUUCUAAGAUCAUUAAUAAUGUUCUUGGGUAUCGGUUCAGAUGAUUAUUUUCUGCCUCUUUUUGAUGCUGAUUAAGUCCUUGUCUUGUUUAGUAUUUUGAAAAGACACAGAUGAGAUCACCUAAAUGCUUUCCCCAGUUAGAAACUUUGGUCUAUAAUUUUUCAAUGAAUUCUGAAAUCACACCAUACAGGGAUUUGAUGAAGGAUGACUUGGUGUCCCAAAGGGUGAGUCUGGGAAAAAGCGUGGGUGAGAUGGACCGUCAACUUCUCAGCAGCUCGUGGUUUCUCAACGAGCCACUUCUUCCGGGAAAUAGUGACCAGUGGUCCACACAGAACUGACUCAGUGACCCCCAGCAAGGCCUUGUCAGGGUUUGGUGUGGUACGUUCUCCAGAAAGAAUGGAACCUGAAGUUUAACCCACAGGUUGAACUUUGCCAAAUAAACUGUCCACAAGA
Molecule: messenger RNA, 4813 nt
Organism: Vombatus ursinus (common wombat)
Lineage: Eukaryota; Metazoa; Chordata; Mammalia; Diprotodontia; Vombatidae
Gene: IFT54
Product: TRAF3 interacting protein 1
Exons: 18
Coding region: 34-2562 (842 amino acids)
Biological process (GO): cilium assembly; regulation of microtubule cytoskeleton organization; intraciliary transport
Cellular component (GO): axoneme; ciliary basal body; intraciliary transport particle B
Molecular function (GO): microtubule binding
Source: RefSeq, a predicted model, not a curated record